Messenger RNA from Zophobas morio, 3655 nucleotides. It is a transcript of the gene GABA-B-R2, whose product is annotated as gamma-aminobutyric acid type B receptor subunit 2. Lineage: Eukaryota; Metazoa; Arthropoda; Insecta; Coleoptera; Tenebrionidae. Gene Ontology annotation, biological process: gamma-aminobutyric acid signaling pathway; G protein-coupled receptor signaling pathway. The record is from RefSeq and is a predicted model, not a curated record. The transcript is spliced from 11 exons. Bases 98 to 3463 code for a protein of 1121 amino acids. Gene Ontology annotation, cellular component: membrane; G protein-coupled receptor heterodimeric complex. Gene Ontology annotation, molecular function: G protein-coupled GABA receptor activity.
CUCGCGAAGCAUGUCCGCGGAAAGGGACGGUUCGGCCAAGGGGACGGCUUUGGGGGCGAUUUAACGUUUCGGCGACGGCGAAAUGGCGUAGUGCAGCAUGAGGUGCCCGAGAGUGUUGACCCUGAUGUGUCUGCUGGGGCUGGGGAGCCCGCAGAGGCCCAACCUGGAUACGAGGAGGCACGAUGUCUACAUUGCCGGAUUCUUCCCGUUUGGGAAGGGAGUGGAGCAUUCGGACACAGGUCGCGGAGUCAUGCCUAGCGUCAAGUUGGCCUUGGACCACGUCAACGAGCACUCGAUCCUAAGCAACUACCGCCUGCACAUGUGGUGGAACGACACAAUGUGUAAUGCCGCCGUGGGAGUCAAAGCCUUUUUCGACAUGAUGCACAGCGGCCCCCACAAGCUCAUGCUCUUCGGGGCGGCGUGCACGCACGUCACCGACCCGAUCGCCAAAGCGUCGAAGCACUGGCAUCUCACCCAGCUCUCCUACGCGGACACGCACCCGAUGUUCACCAAGGACAGCUUUCCAAAUUUUUUCCGAAUAGUGCCGUCGGAAAACGCCUUCAACUCUCCAAGACUGUCGCUCCUAAAAGAAUUCAACUGGACCAGGGUCAGCACAAUAUACCAGAACGAACCGCGCUACUCCUUGGCGCACAACAGAUUAGUGGCCGAACUGGACACUCUAGGAUACCAAGUAGUCGAAACUCAAAGCUUUACCAACGAAGUGACCACGGCUUUGAGCAAGCUCAAGGAGAAGGACACGAGGAUCAUCCUGGGGAAUUUCAACGAGAGGUGGGCGCGGAUGAUCUUCUGCGAAGCGUACAAGCUGGAGAUGUACGGGAGGAAGUACCAGUGGGUGAUCAUGGGGACUUACAGCAACUACUGGUGGCGGAAAAACGAAACCGACGGGAAUUGUACCCUGGACGAGAUCGAACUGGCCUUGCAGCAAACUAUUCUCACGGACCUACUACCUCUGUCGACUAGUGGGGAGAUCACGAUAUCGGGAAUUACAGCAGAUGAAUACAAGCUAGAAUACGACUCUCGCCGCGGCCCCGAAUACUCCCGAUUCCACGGCUACACCUACGACGGCAUCUGGGCCGUAGCCCUCGCCAUCAAGAACGUAGCCCAUAAAAUCCGAGUAAUCAAACGAAACAUGACAGUUAGCGACUUCCGCUACCACGAUCCCAUCUGGGAGCGACUUUUCCUAGAAGCCCUUCGCAACACCAGUUUCGAGGGCGUCACCGGACCCGUCAGAUUCUACGACAACGAACGCAAAGCCAGCAUCCUCCUCAAACAAUUCCAAGACGGCAUCGAAGUGAAAGUGGGUGAAUACAGUGCAGCCACCCAGCACCUAGACCUCACCCUCGGAGCGCCCUUGAAGUGGAUCGGAAAGCAUCCCCCCAAAGACAGGACGUUGCUGAUAAUCGAACACACCAGAGUGAACAAGACGGUGUACGCCAUCUUGGCCACGUUAGCGGUGUGUGGGAUCAUAAUGGCGACGGUCUUUCUAGCCUUCAACAUCAAGUAUCGCAAUCAACGCUACAUCAAGAUGUCGAGCCCUCAACUCAAUAAUUUGAUCAUCAUUGGGUGUAUCUUGACGUACACGAGUAUUAUUUUUUUGGGAUUGGAUUCAGGUCUGUCGAGUAUCGAUGCGUUUCCGUAUAUUUGUACGGCGAGGGUUUGGACUUUGAUGGCGGGCUUUUCACUGGCUUUUGGUGCUAUGUUUAGUAAAACCUGGAGGGUGCACUCUAUUUUCACCGACGUCAAACUCAACAAGAAGAUCAUCAAGGAUUAUAAGCUUUUCAUGGUGGUGGGGGUGUUGUUGUUCAUCGAUUUGGUGAUUAUGACGACGUGGCAAGUCGCUGAUCCGUUCUACCGGGAGACUAAGCAGCUAGAGUCCUAUCCUCACCCCUCGAGUGAAGACAUCUUCAUCAUUCCCGAGAACGAAUACUGCGCCUCGGAACGCAUGACCAUUUUCGUGGGCCUCAUCUACGUGUACAAAGGUAUCCUCAUGAUCUUCGGCGCUUUUCUCGCUUGGGAGACCCGACACGUGUCCAUCCCGGCCCUCAACGACAGUCGCCACGUGGGCCUCUCCGUCUACAACGUGGCCAUCAUGUGCAUCUGCGGCGCCGCCGUGGCCCUCGUCCUCGUCGACCACCAGGACGCCCUCUUCUUGAUAAUCGGCGUGUUCGUGAUGUUCUGCACCACUGCCACCCUAUGGUUAGUCUUCGUUCCGAAGAUGCUCGAGCUGCGCCGAAACCCCGGCGGCUCCAUCGACAAGAGGAUAAGGGCCACGUUGCGCCCCAUGUCCAAGACCCGGCGGGACUCCAGCGUGUCCGAGCUGGAAACCAAGCUCAAGGACGUCAAGGCGCUCAACUCCAAGUACCGGAAGACCCUCCUGGACAAGGAGUCCGAGUUACAGAUGUUAAUCAGGAGGUUGGGCAGCGAGGCGAGAGAGAUCCUGGACUCGAGGACGGACUCAAUGAGCGACACGAACCGGCUGUCGGUGCCGCUGCUGAGGAAGGAACCGCCGAGUGCGACGGAGACGAGCGACAUUACGUCAUUGUGUAGCUUGAGCUCACAAGAUUUCACGUCACUGCAUCAUGCAGACAGCCAGAAGAAAAAGAAGAGCCCCGUGACCGAGUCCCCCAAGCCCGACAAGCUGGAAUCGAACGCACAACCCCCGCCCCCGAAGCCCGCACAAACCGACCCGCCCAAGCCCACCCAGAACGGAGACGUCUCCUCCGAGAAGCCCGUGGAUAGCAACUACAACACCGUCAAGGAGCCCCCAGAGCCCGAACCGCGCAAGUCCCCCGAGCUCAAGAAGCCCGUCGUCAACAAGACGCCCACCCACGAGCGGCGGGCGUCGCGCGUCGUGGAGCCGGACGCCGCCCCCGAGAAGCGCCGCAUGAGCAUGAAGACGGAGGUGUCCGAGCACGACGAGGUCUGCCACCGGCGGGUCUCGGUGCCCAGCAACCGCACCACCCCCAAGAAGAAGCCCGAGUGCGGGACCCACGUCGUGGCGAAGAGCGAGCUGUGGGACACCGGUAGCCAGCACAGGUGCAUGAAGGGGCACCAGAAGGCGAGUCGGGUCAGCAUCUCGCAGGAGGAGGAGGACGCGCACAUGCACAGGUCGGUUUCGGAGCGGAAUAGGCACUCGCAGAAGCGCGAGAAGUCGCCGGUGGCCAAGAAGGACGUGAACAUUUGCAACCAGCAGUGCAACAAGCUGGGGUACUUUCAGUCGACGCCGAACGUGGCGGCGCUGAAGACUUCCACGUGUCCACCGAAGAGGGAUAAGAGCAUGUACAACGCGACUUCGGAGAGUGAGUUGUUGGACAGGGAGAUUUUGCCUAUUUUCCAGAAACUGUUAACUGAGAGGAAUAAGAGUCAGCACAACAUCGAUUACUCCUUUGGUAGGUCAUGCCCAAACAUUUCGAUUAAGUGCGACAUCGUAGAGUAUUUGUAAGAGUGGCACUGUGUUUCAGCCUAAUGACCCGCUUUUUAUACUAGGUGUUUGUUUUUUUUCCCUUUCAGUUUCGAAACAAACACUUGGUGUAUGAGAGACUAAACGACGAUCUCCUCAUGGUUGUGUUAAUAUUAGUGCUAUAUGUUGUAUAAUUCUAAAUUUUAGACUAUUAAUGUUAACUAUAACAAUAAA